AUGAAUGUGAAAGGAAGAAGGCAACGGCGAUUGAUUAUUAUAAUAACUCUUUUCGUUUCCUUUGUAUUAUUGCUCGCAGGAGUGGGUCUGUCGUUUACAUCAUCAUCAUCACCUUUGAGUCCUUUUGCAUUUGGAAAGGAAGAAGGAAAAAUCAAAGGACUUCUCGGCGCAGACGAUGCGGGAUUCUUAAAUCCAGACGAGGAAGAAUCGACCAAAGUAUUAGUCGAGGAUGAGGUGGAAGUGCACGGAAAGAACGAAGAAGAAGAAGAAGAAGAAGAAGAAGAAGAAGAAAACGGACAGACGGGGGAAUUAUUAGGUGUUGGUGACCAAGAGGAAGAUGUUCGAAACGAAGAUAACGACGAAGAGGAAAAUGUCAAACGAGAUGAAGCAGAAAGUGAAGAAGCAGUUGCUUCAAAAACAAAGAAAACUACGACGACAACAACGUUCUCUCGCCACGCUUCGCACUCGCACGCGUGCUCGCCAGAGUACAUCGCACUCUUCCCGCCAAAAGCGAAAGCAAAUAAAGCAACCAUCGUUUCCACACUCGCGCAUAGAAAGAACUACGAAAACACGGGAGCUUAUCGAGAUAAGAAGAUCCCCGCGUCCAUAUUACCAAACUCUGGGAGAGAUAUUUUGGCAGCACCAGCAGUAGUAGCGACAAAUAGUGUAGCAGCAAAUGGCGACGCGCCCUGGCGAACGUGUGCGCUCGUCGGGAACUCAGGACAUCUUCUCAAAAUGGAUUACGGGAAACAAAUCGACGCGAACGAUGUAGUCGUGCGCAUCAAUCAAGCCCCGACGAAAGGAUACGAAAAGUUCGUCGGAAAGAAAACAACGCACAGAUUAUUAAAUAGAUUGUGGACAAUCGCAUACCACGACGGAAGCGGCAUAAACAAAAUCUACCGAGGCGGAGGGUGGCCUUUGGAAAAAGGAGUCACUCUGAUUUCUUCACGCACGGCGGCGGAAAAUUUCGUUCGGUUAGCGUAUUACGUAAAGAAUAAGUUGAAACGAAAAGACGUGCAGACUUUAUUUCUCAUGCCUGAAAUCCGAGCGGUGGCGGAGAAUUCGUUGAAGAAGUUCCGAAAAUGUUACGAGAAGAAGCACUCGAAAAACUUCAAAGGCGGUAAUUGCGCGUCGUCGGGUUUAGUAGGUAUCGCAAUGUUACGUCCGUUGUGCGUGAAUAUCACAGUGUACGGUUUAGGAAAAGGCCAGCGAGGCGAUCCGUACCAGUAUUAUCGUUUGAAACAAACGCAUAGGAGUUAUGGGAACCCAGUGCACAGCUUUGACACGGAAGACAUCAUGUUUAGGACAAUGGCCAACGAUGGAGUUAUUAACUUUUGCAACGCAAAAGAAGAAUGUAGAUUCAAUUAUUAG
Bathycoccus prasinos is the source of this 1371-nucleotide messenger RNA. RefSeq names its product CMP-N-acetylneuraminate-beta-galactosamide-alpha-2,3-sialyltransferase 1. The record is from RefSeq and is a predicted model, not a curated record. Gene Ontology annotation, molecular function: sialyltransferase activity. The transcript has a single exon. Bases 1 to 1371 code for a protein of 456 amino acids. NCBI's taxonomy places the organism in Eukaryota, Viridiplantae, Chlorophyta, Mamiellophyceae, Mamiellales, Bathycoccaceae.